AUGUCAUUGGAGCUCCGGGUGCUGCAGCACCUGGAGAUCAUCGAUCUGACCUGUGAGGACACAAGCACAGACCUGGCACCAUGGAGCAGCCCCAUCAUCAUCGACCUGACAGAGGACACGUGCAGCACACCCCACACCACCAGCCAUACUAACCAGGACUCUGGCUAUGCCCCAGCAGCACACCAGAAACCUGAGCUCAUCCCCAGUGGGAAGAUGAGAAUGGUGAGCACCACCAUGGAGGAGAACUUCCUGGAGGGCACCUUGCAUUUCCUGAGCGAGUUCGUCUCCCGCCAGCACUAUCCCCCCAAAGAUAUCAUCUCCCACUUGAUCAGAGAGAUCCUGUUGAACCCCCACCAAGGGGAGACCCUGAGGGACAUCUACAUGCUGCUGAUGAAGAUCCAAAUGCUCCAUCCAGCCAACACUGCCACGGUGGGAUGGGACUGGACACUGCUGAAACACACCAUGGAGGACCAGGCUCACACAGUCUCCCUCUGCCCUCAGGAGAAGCCCCCCGGCCGGCUCCUCUUCCUGCAGUACGUGGUGCAGACCCUGGAGGAUGAUUUCCAGCAGAACCUGAGGCGGCGCCUGCUCCAGAAAUCGAUUGCCAAGAAAGUGCUUUCGUGUGACAUGUGCUUCAACAACGUCAAGGUGAUGCUCCUGCUCCAGAGGAUGUUGUCCCUUGCAGUGGAAGUGGACAAAUCUCCCAACUGCAGCUCCUGUAAGAUCGCAGAUGUGAUACUCCCAUUUAUACUGAAUAUUCCUCUGAGGAGCCAAAGGGAGGCUUUCAUUAACACCAUGGAGAGCCAGCUCCUGCGCUGCAAACUGCUAGAGCUGUUGUUCCAGCACAGCUGUGACGUGCCCACAGCCCUGCCCUUGUCUCCAGCCAAGAUCCUGUACUUCCUGAGCCACUCCUCUGUACUGCUGCAAUACCAGGAGGAAACAGCAACAUGGCAAAGAUGGGAUGAGAUGCUACAGUACUUGAGUUUGCUGCUGAUGAGUUACCAAAAUGUAAUAAUGGAGCACUUACGGAGCUCCCUCAACGACCGGAUGGACUUGAUCAUCCAGAAGGCCAAGCCCAAGCUCCAGGACAGCAAUUACAUCAGCCACCUGGACAUUGAACUGAACAUCAAGGACUUCAUCAGCCGAAUGCAGCAGAUCCUGGAGCAGCCUUUUCCCCUGCAGAUCGAGGAGAAACUGUGCAUGCUUCAGGAGCUGUUUCUCAUUGUCACUGCUACCUGA
Molecule: messenger RNA, 1239 nt
Organism: Chaetura pelagica (chimney swift)
Lineage: Eukaryota; Metazoa; Chordata; Aves; Apodiformes; Apodidae
Gene: SIMC1
Product: SUMO-interacting motifs containing 1
Exons: 9
Coding region: 1-1239 (412 amino acids)
Source: RefSeq, a predicted model, not a curated record